AUGGUGGAUCUCUAUAAUUCAACCAAGGGAGAAUCCUUUCAGCAAGCAGAAGACUCUGCCAGUUCAGUGACUAGUGGGGACCCAACCCCUCGGCCCCGCAGUGUCUCUGUUGUUUCUACCUCUUCCCAAGUAAGCAGCCGCAACCCAAAGGAUGUCCUACGCCAUCGCAUAUUCCACUUAUCUGAGAUGCUGCGGGUGGAGAAAGCCAAUCGGGAUGACAAUACCUCAUGCUAUGUGGAGUUGGUGGGGAAGGCUGACCGGGAGAAAGCACCUUCCAUCCGGCAGGCCUUUGAACGUAUCAACCAGCGCUCCUCAGCCAAUAUUGCCCAACUAGAACAGCGUCUGCAGGACUCCUGGGCUCAGCUGAAGAAGUUGGAACAGAGGAUUUUUACAGGCCAGGACAGCAGCAGCAGUGCCACUCCUGCCCAGCAGCAGCUCACCACUCCCAGGAACAGCAUAUCCCACCAGCCAUCCUUCAGCAUACCCAGAAACCGCACUACAGAAACUUGCACGGUUGAGGAACUCCUUCCUUCCAUCUCGGAGAGCAAAGAAAACAGGUCUGUUCAAGAGGCUUCCUCAAAGCAAAUCCUUGAGGAAGAGAUCAAGCGGAGGGUUCAAGAGUUGAAAGCUCAGCUGCUUGAUCUUAGAGAAGAUCACAAAGUCCUGGAGGAUGAGUGGCACAAACUGGAUGAGUCAUGGAAGGCUGACAAACAACAGAUGAUGGAACUGCUGCAGGAGGAGAAGAAGAGGUACUACCAUCUCGAAGUACAGGUGAAUGAUGUGAUACAGAUAAAUCUCAAUGAGAUCACCAACCUCAAACAUGACCUGGCAUGCACCGAGGAGAAAAUGGUCUAUCAGUCUUAUGAGAGGUCCCGGGACAUCUGGGAGGUGCUGGACUCCUACCAGACCCGGCUGGCCAAACUCGAAAUGCAGCAGCAAACCCAGCAACAGGAGGCAAUGGAGCUACCCCAGGCCAGUGUGUAUAAACUUUAUGGACAACUCAUGAACCUGCUGCUGACCAUUGCCACCAUUCUCUUGGUGUGUGUUUCCACUAUUUCAGCCUGUUCUCUUCCUCUCCUGCGCACUCGCUGGCGUGCCCUGACCACUCUGCUUGUGAUCAUCAUCAUAAGCGCUGCCUGGAAGUACUUCCCUGUCAUUCAUCAACAGGAAUGGAGAACAUGGCUUCCCUCCGCUUGGUAG
Zootoca vivipara (common lizard) is the source of this 1200-nucleotide messenger RNA. Lineage: Eukaryota; Metazoa; Chordata; Lepidosauria; Squamata; Lacertidae. The record is from RefSeq and is a predicted model, not a curated record.